GGUUAAAACCAAUUGAAAAUGUAUCUAAGAAUGUUAAUUUCCAAAAUUUAUUGACGGUUGUGAGAUAUCACAAAACUGUUUUAAACUGAAUGUCCUGGUAUUAUUCCCAUUUUUUCCACUAGGUUACCACCAACGAACAUGAUUUUGGUCUAGGGGCUCCAGUUUCUGAAGCUGGAAAAUACCAGAAUACUCUCCAGCUAGAACAAGAAGUGAGAACUCAAGAUAAAUUCCUCUCUACACUAAAAUUACAGAUUGAACUCGUUUUCCAGCAAAAUAACAUAACAGUAUUGGAAGAUACAAUAAAAAGACUUAGAUCUACUUGAUUCCUUUAUCAAGACUUUAGAAGCAGACAGAGAUUACUACGAGAGUGAAGCUCAAAACUUGAGAAAGAUGAUCAGAAGUAGAUCUAAAAGUCCGAGACACCCACCUCCAUCUUCCCGGGGUACAACCUGUGAUGUAGACCUUUUGAGGACAACACGAGACCGCGAAGAGCUUAAGUGCAUGCUGGAAAAAUAUGAGCGACAUUUGGCAGAAAUUCAGGGUAAUGUCAAGGUUCUUACAUCGGAGAGAGACAAGACCUUUGUCCUUUAUGAACAGGCGCAGGAAGAAAUUGCCCGACUUCGACGAGAAAUGAUGAAAAGCUGUAAGUCUCCUAAAUCAACAACAGCACAUGCCAUCCUCCGGAGGGUGGAGACUGAAAGAGAUGUAGCCUUCACUGAUUUACGAAGAAUGACCACAGAACGAGAUAGUCUGAGGGAAAGGCUAAAGAUUGCCCAAGAGACAGCAUUUAAUGAGAAGGCUCACUUGGAACAAAGGAUAGAGGAGCUGGAGUGUACAGUUCAUAACCUUGAUGAUGAACGUAUGGAGCAAAUGUCAAAUAUGACUCUGAUGAAGGAAACCAUAACCACUGUGGAAAAAGAAAUGAAAUCACUAGCAAGAAAAGCAAUGGAUACAGAAAGUGAACUUGGCAGACAAAAAGCAGAGAAUAAUUCUUUGAGAUGGAUUCCUGUGUAGUGGAAGAGUCUUUUUAUUAUUUUGGAAAAUAUGUAGCUGCAAUGCAGUUUAACAGCAUAAAGAUCGCCAUGAUGUACACUGGAAGGUUUUGCCAUAAUCCUCUGCUUGCCUUUUUAGGACUCAUUCAUUAUCAUUUGAAUUGAUACAUUUAUUACAUUUAUGCUUCUUAUUUUAGCACACAUUUUUUAAAAGUGCCGUUUUACAAAAAUAAAAAUAAAAAAGCUAAGAAAAUAGUCUUUUAGAGCAUUUGAAGGGAUUCUUCAGUUGUAUUGCAGUAGAAUUUCACUACAUUUUCAAUUUUUUCUUACUGUUGACUUAUUAUGCCAUCCUGCAGGUAGUGAUUUUCCCCCCCAGAUGCAUGCUGGAUGAGGGUUACUAGGUAGGAUCUUGUAACAGUCCAUUGUGGUGCACAGGAUAUUGGUCUCCACUGUCCAGGGCAGCUCCACCAAAAGCCAAAUAAGCUUCUGUGGUAGCGCCAAUGUGACUCCUAUUGCCUUGCCUCCAUGACCCAGGGACAGUGUUGUUGGCUUUCCUAAUAGCUUCCUGGUCAGCCAGAGGGCUGCUACUUAGCUAGCUCUCUGCUGCUGCUGCAGGAAAAUUGGUUACCUUUUUAUUUCUUCCAGUAUUUCAAUAUAU
This is a messenger RNA of Miniopterus natalensis, 1650 nucleotides long. The record is from RefSeq and is a predicted model, not a curated record. NCBI's taxonomy places the organism in Eukaryota, Metazoa, Chordata, Mammalia, Chiroptera, Miniopteridae.